CCUCACUCCCCGCUUCUCCAUCACCACCACCAUCAAUCGUCAGUUCAAUUAUUGACCUUGCGACAAAUACUAAAUUUAGUGGGAAGUCGCGAAGUUUGUCGGGUUAUUAAUACCUGCGAGUCUAAACCCACGUUUCUUGGGCGGACUUCGCAUUCUCUUUCUCUUUUUCCGAUUGCCUUCGAAUCAGGUACCGUCAGGAACGCAGAGAAAUCCAUCCCGUUUCUAUAUCAACCCGGUUCCCCUUCCCAAUUCUUUCCGUUCCCACGGGGCAAUGCUGUUCCUCCCUUGAAUUAGCAUUCCAUCUCAUUUAACUUAACAGUUGAUCACUCGGCCAGAUUGCUGCUUCGGUGGAGAGGCAGGGAUGCGGCCAAUUGAAGCCGAGACUGCUCUAUUUUCUUUCGGUUUUGCAUUCUUCAGUACGAAGCGGUACUAGUGAUGUCAAGCCACUCAGCCUCUCUCCGACGUACCCAGACGGAUUUUCCAACACAAACAUCGAGUCCACUUCGCCAUGGCUCAACCGCAUCCACAAAUUCGUCUAUAUACUCAAUAUCAACCGAUUCGCUAGCUCCCAGUCGCACAAGUACAGUGUCCUCCACGGGAUCCAUGGGCUCCACACCCAGCUUUGGACAUAAACGUGGAAAGAGUGAAGCAAACACCAUGAGUACCGACAGAUUUAAGGCUGAUUCGAGCCGUUGGUCAAACGCCGGGACAACAUACGAAAGUGUCCGCCGCUCGCUACGGCCGCUCUCUCAAGCACCAAACGGUUCUACCCCCGCUGUUAAGCAAGUCGCCUACGGCCAUUCGAGAAACCGGACGAUAGACAAUCCUCAGUUUUGGAAAGAGAACCGCCCUCAAACACCUGAGCGCCGCAAUGGUUAUCAUGGAGAAAAGGAAUCGCUGAAGGAGAUUGAGUCGCAUGAUGUGUAUGCACCUCCAUCUCCCAGGUCGCCGCACGAUUUCAGUCCUCUUGCUGUUUCGCCCCAAACACGGUCCCCAAUCAAGACACAGCAUUCACAUAGCUUGUCCACACCACAACCACCUCCAUUAACCACCACACUGUCUACGCCGGAACUAGAAACCUUUCAAAAGUCGUCGACUGGACAUUUGCGCACAUUAUCCAAAAUUGCACAAUCGGGCGAGACGGAGGAGUUCGCCUUAGACAGCCCUUCCGUGGUGGGCCUGCUGGGACGACGGCGCUUGAAGCGUACUGAUUCAGUGGCCGGCUCUGGCGGCGGGAAUAUUAAUCGAAGGAAAAAUGCAUCAUCAUGGGCGGCCGGAAACUGGAUGGACAAGCAGCGACAAUUCUUACAGGCCUAUGAAUAUUUAUGUCAUAUCGGAGAAGCCAAAGAGUGGAUUGAAGAAGUCAUUCACAAGCAAAUCCCGCCCAUUGUUCAACUGGAAGAAGCCCUCCGAGAUGGAGUAACGCUCGCAGAAGUGGUUCAAGCAAUGUACCCGAACCGCACGCUACGAAUUUUCAGACAUCCCAAGCUGCAGUAUCGUCAUUCCGAUAAUAUAGCACUAUUCUUCCGACUCUUAGACGAAGUCGAACUCCCGGAGCUUUUCAGAUUUGAGCUGAUUGAUCUCUACGAAAAGAAGAAUAUCCCCAAGGUCAUUCACUGUGUCCACGCACUAUCAUGGUUGUUGUUCAAAAAGGGCCUUGUUGACUUCCGGAUGGGCAACCUCGUUGGACAGUUGGAGUUCGAGCAUCAUGAGCUUGAACAGACGCAGAAGGGUCUCGAUAAGGCAGGAGUCAGCAUGCCUAGCUUUAGCGGCAUGGCCGCGAAUUUUGGGGCCGAGCCAGAACCUGAACCUGAGCCCGAGCCCGAAUCUGAGGAAGAUCGAAUUGAGCGGGAGUUGCAUGAAAAUGAAGCUUCGAUUGCCGACUUCCAAGCUCAGAUUAAAGGCGCUAUGCUGCGACUGAAGCUGGGAAAUCUAAUGAAUGGCCUGUGGGAUUUCGAGCCUCUACUUGUCGAUUUGCAGUCAAGGAUAAGAGGAGAUUGGACCCGCCAAAUCGUUCAAUAUCGCCUGGAUAUGCGUGCGUUUACCGUGAAUCUUCAAGCAAUCUGUCGAGGCUUUAUUGUACGAUCCCGCCAGGAAUAUGACAUGGAAAGUUACCGGGCCCAGGAGCACGGUAUACUACAGCUGCAGACACUGAUAAGAGGCUCCAAAGCGAGGGCCCAGGUGCAAUAUCUUCAAGGCCAAAUGCGAAAGGAAGAAUCGGGGAUUAAAGAGAUACAAGCUGCCAUAAGAGGAGCCUUGCAACGCAAGGCUGUUAGCGCUCUCUACUACGACACCAGAGAUGCAGAGGAUCAUGUUCGGCUAUUACAGGCUGCCAUCCGCGGCGCCUUGCAACGCAAGUCUAUUAGUGCUCUUUAUUACGAUAUCAGAGGCGCAGAGGACCAAGUUCGGUUAUUGCAGAGCACCAUCCGGGGUGACCUACUGCGCAGCAAGCUUUCAAAGCAAUGCGAAGAGACAAAAUCUGCUGAAGAUGCCAUUAGAGACCUCCAGUCUCUCAUUCGAGGCUCUUUCUUACGACAGCAGAUGAAUGCACAAUAUGCUGCUAUGGACAGCGUUCAAGAAAAUGUGGCAUUGCUGCAGGCAGCGAUUCGAGGCUCGCUGGCUCGGAAGUCUUUAUCUCAAGUGAGAGACUCGCUUGCUCAAGAGGCCCCUUCAAUUAUAGCUGUUCAAUCAGGGGCAAGAGCCUUGGCAGUGAGAAAGCAGCAGUCACGGCUUGCAGAAGCCCUCGGAAAAGCAGAAGAUCGAUUUAUCGCGUUGCAAGCCAUGGCUCGUGGCAACGCCGUAAGGGAACAGCUUGAUUCUCUGCGUGAGGAGUUGAGGGAGCAUGUACCAUUGCUUAUCAGUCUCCAAAGCAUAUUCCGAGGGAGAGCUACUCGGUCCUUCUUGGACUCCCAACGGAAGGAACUGAGUGAUGAGGAAGCGUCAAUCCUUGAAUUGCAGUCGAGGGCCAGGGGUUCUCUUGUGAGAAGACGCCUGGAAGCUGAUGCUGAAGCACUGCAGGCAGAGGAACCUACGAUUAUCAACCUGCAGGCCCUCGCCCGAGCUGCAGUUCUGCGAAUUGAGGUUGGUGGUAUACUUGAGCAACUCGAUGACUGCGAGGAUGAAGUCAGCCAGCUACAGGCACACAUAAGAGCGAUGCUUGUUCGAGUAGAGGUCGGACAAUCAUUGGCCGAUCUCGCUGCCGAAGAAGAUGUCAUUACAGAUCUCCAGUCACACAUACGGGGACACAUGAUACGAUCAAAAUUCGAGGAGAAGCGUCGAUACUACCGAGAGAACAUGGAAAAGGUCAUCAAGGCCCAAAGCUUUGUGCGAGGUAGGAUUCAAGGUCAGGCAUACAAGAGUCUCACAACUGGGAAAAACCCACCCGUUGGAACAGUCAAAGGCUUUGUACAUCUGCUAAACGAUAGCGAAUUCGAUUUCGACGAAGAGAUUGAAUUCGAGCGGAUGAGGAAGCUGGUAGUUCAGCAAGUUCGUCAGAAUGAACUGGCAGAACAAUAUAUCAGCCAGCUUGACAUCAAGAUUGCUCUCUUAGUAAAAAACAAAAUUACAUUAGAUGAGGUCAUCAAGCACCAGAAGCACUUUGGCGGUCAUGUUGGAAGUCUGUUACCGAACAGAGAAAUCGCGUCAAAGGACCCCUUCGAUCUGAAAGCCUUGAACAAAACAUCGAGAAGGAAACUAGAGCAGUAUCAAGUCUUUUUCUUCCUUCUGCAGACGCAGUCUCAGUACCUUGCCAAACUUUUCCGAAGGCUGCGUGAGCUCAAUACAUCAGAAAAGGAAUAUGAGAGGAUUCGACACUUGAUGAUGGGUCUCUUUGGGUAUUCUCAAAAGAGGCGCGAGGAGUACUACUUGAUCAAGCUGCUGGCUCGCUCUGCACGUGAAGAAAUUGAAAGUUUUGACUCCAUCCACGAUUAUUUACGCUGCAACUCUUUCUGGACUAAGCUCUUCGCCUCGUACAUGAAGUCUCCACGUGACAGAAAGUUCAUGCGCGAUGUAUUAGGUACUGUUGUGAAAGAGAACAUUAUUGACAACCGCGACUUGGACUUGGAAAGUGAUCCUAUACAGAUCUAUCGCUCGGCCAUCAACAACGAAGAGCUCCGCACUGGUAAACAAAGUCGUCGGCGCUUGGACAUCCCGCGUGAAGAAGCAAUCAGGGAUCCUGAGACAAGGGCAACCUUUAUCCAACAUUUACAAGAUCUCCGCGACAUUGCCGAUCAAUUCUUCACAGCGUUUGAGGAACUUCUAUACCGUAUGCCUUUUGGAAUUCGGUAUAUCGCGAAGGAGAUGUACGAAAGCCUCCAGUCCCGGUUUGCUGGAGAUGACCUAGGCUUCAUCCUUCAGACAACCGGUCAUUGGGUGUGGAAGAAUUACUUCCAGCCGGCGCUUAUGGAGCCCGAAAAGUACGGAGUUGUUGAUCGUGGCCUGACGCAGGAGCAAAAGCGAAACCUCUCUGAAAUCGCGAAGGUGAUUGCGCAGGUGGCAUCAGGGAGACUUUUCGGCGCCGAGAAUGUUUAUCUUCAGCCUUUGAAUAGCUACAUUGGUGAUUCGAUCCAACGUCUUGGCCACAUUUGGGGCGGCAUGAUCUCAGUACAAGACGCCGAAGCUUAUUUUGAUAUUGAUGAAUUCAAUGAUCUCUACGCUAAAACGAAGCCGACAUUAUACAUCAAGUUAUCCGAUAUCUUCUCUAUUCAUCAACUUGUGGCAUCGGAAGUACACUAUAUUUGCCCGAACCCCGAUGACAUUCUAAAGGAGGUCAUCCGCGAUCUCGGAAACGUUAAAUCCAAUGAAAAUGAAUUGAUGAGUGUCAACACCUCAGAGAUCAGCCUCACUCUGAACCCCAAGCUUGCACAGGUUGAAGGUAGGAAACCGCCUCCGCCAAUUGUCCCAAGGCUAGCUAGUACUAAUGAGAUGAAUGUAGAUCCGGAGGCUGAUGUGAAAGCGUUAUUUAUGGAAACAAAACGAUGCAUCCUCUAUAUCAUACGGGUUCAGUCAGGCGCUAACUUGAUGGAAAUUAUGGUCAAGCCCCCGACUGAGGAAGACGAAGGAAAGUGGAUGACAUUGGUCCGGGAAGAACUGGGUGCGAACAACACGAGAAGAAGCGCUUACUCUGAGGCACAUACGAUGGUGGAUAUUGCGUCCAUGAAUUAUUCGGAGUUGAAGCGGACUGCGCUCGAAAACAUCCUUCAGCUUGAACAAACUGGGAAGAUCCGUCGAGACAACCACUAUCAGGAUUUGUUAAAUGCCAUCGCCAUCGAUAUUCGAACCAAGCAUCGCCGCAGAAUUCAGCGAGAGAGAGAACUGGAAAGUGCUCGUUCAACACUGGCCCGCCUCAAUGAUCAAGCCGCCUGGUUAGAGCAGCAGUUCAAGACAUAUAAUGACUACAUUGAGCAGGCAAUGGUGACAUUGCAGAACAAAAAGGGGAAGAAACGAUUCCUCUUGCCAUUUACGAAGCAGUGGGAUCACCAACGCGAGCUCCAGAAAUCAGGAAAGGUGUUCAAGUUUGGUUCCUACAAGUACUCGGCUCGUAACUUGGCCGACAAGGGUGUUUUAGUUCACUGGAAGGGCUAUACAGAACGUCAGUGGGACCGAGUCGACCUGACAAUUUCCAGCAACGAAGUUGGGGUGUUCACUCUUGAUGGCAGUAGCGGCCCAAUGAUGGUCCCUGGAGCGAAUGCGCAGGUGCCACUGGAUGACUUGCUGCAAGCCCAGUUCAACAAUAUGCAGUUCCUCGACUUCUUUGACGGGCAGCUACGAGUCAAUGUCAACCUUUUCCUGCAUUUGAUCAUGAGGAAGUUUUAUAACGAAUGAUCCCCAUGUAGGGUGGUGCAUUCCUUUUUGGUUUCUAUUCCAUUGUCCACUUUCUUUUUCCUUUUUCCUACUCUUCUGGUUUUACCUAUGAUAUCCCCUUUCCUAUUGAUGAAAUGUCACGCAUGAAAAGGAAACGGCACAUUCGGCAUGACGUAUAUAGAAAGCACAACAUGCAGGAUCCAAGCCAAUUCUCACUGUGUUAUGUUCCUUCGAUGAUAACCCGUUGUUUUGUUGUCGUUAUGCACUGACUUUCUUGAGAUGAUUACCCUCUACAUUUCUACACGUUACCCCUGUUAUGAUGAUUAUGCAGACGAUUUUAUGUAUGUA
Molecule: messenger RNA, 6150 nt
Organism: Aspergillus pseudonomiae
Lineage: Eukaryota; Fungi; Ascomycota; Eurotiomycetes; Eurotiales; Aspergillaceae
Product: putative Ras GTPase activating protein
Exons: 2
Coding region: 436-5823 (1795 amino acids)
Biological process (GO): regulation of GTPase activity; mitotic actomyosin contractile ring assembly actin filament organization; regulation of actin cytoskeleton organization
Cellular component (GO): mitotic actomyosin contractile ring; cytoplasm
Molecular function (GO): calmodulin binding; actin filament binding; GTPase activator activity
Source: RefSeq, a predicted model, not a curated record